This is a messenger RNA of Bursaphelenchus okinawaensis, 728 nucleotides long. The record is from the annotation of a GenBank genome assembly. Lineage: Eukaryota; Metazoa; Nematoda; Chromadorea; Rhabditida; Aphelenchoididae.
AUGCAAUGCAUUAAUGGGGAGUGUUGUGAUGAUCCAUUCAAUGUUACCCUGCCCAACAUUGUCACCACCGACCGGUCGACAAGUUCCCUCACGGUCGAUUACAACCGAAGCGGGGUGAAGCCGACCAGUGAAAAGCCCUUCAUGACUUGUAAGUUGGGGUGAGAAAUGGCAUUUUUUAACGUUUCUUUAAACUGUUUAGCUGAAACUUGAUUUUCUAUGAACUUUUGGACCAAACACCACAUUUUCUAUAAACUUUCUAACCGUUUUUUAAAAAUAAUUACUUUAAAUGAACGAAACAUGGUACUAAAAUAUUAUUUAAGGCGGUGACACAAGUUCCUCAUGCCGAGUAAUGAUGCACUUGUGUGUGAAUGCCGUUUACGAAGUGAUGAUGGAACGACAUUGUACUAGAACUUGCAACAAAUGCUCUCUAAAACCACGGACUCCAAAGCUACGUUCUCGACAUUGUAAGCCUAAUUGAUUUUUAACUACUUAAGCCUAAAUUAACCUUAAACUUAAUUUUCUUUUUAAGCCUAAAAUUCAUUUUAAACUUAAAAUUAAUUUUUUAAGCCUGAAUUUCAUUUUCAAGCUUUUUUAAGCCUAGACCACCACUUUUUAAUUUAGGCAGGGAUUUGGGUUCAAAUUGUCCACGACUUCAGCCAUAUUGCCAAUCAACCGCGUAUUCUGCGAUGCUACGUACUUAUUGCCCAAAAACAUGUCAUUUGUGUUAA